UAAUAAUGUAUAUAUAGAAGAAGCAGAGGUUGAGUACGCCAAAAAAUACAGUUUAUAGAGUUAAUUUGUUAAAAACUACGGCCCAACAAGUAAUAGAGCAUUUAAAUAAUGUAUUAAAGCAGCAGUAUGUAAAUCGUAUGCCAACAAUAACAACAUUCCCUCAUUUAUCAGAAAUAAUUACAGUACACAGUUGGGACGAAUCAAUAAAUUUAGAUUUAUCGAAGCGGUCGAAAGAAGUUAUUGUUGAUGCAAUAUGUGGAUCAGCUGUAUUAAGAGGUUCACAUGUAUUUGCUCCAGGAAUUUUAGGAAUCCCACACGGUUUAAAUAUAGGAGAUGAAGUAAGUGUAUUUGCGGAUACUGUUGGGUGUUGUAAAAAAGGAUUACUUAAACCAUGCGAAGUCGAUAGUAAUAAUAAAACAUUCUUGGGUAAUGGAAUUCUUCUACAAACAAGAGAAAGUAUUAUUUGUAAUAACGGACAAAGUGCAAGUGGAAUUGCAGUACAUAUGAAUGAUGUCAUUUCUCGACUCUUACAAUUAAAUAAUAAUUCAGUACCUGAUGGAUGGGCAUUAUUACAAAAUUUACCAUCAAUUCUUUGUACUCGUAUUCUAAAUCCACAACCUGGAGAAAUAAUUCUUGACAUGUGUGCGGCACCAGGAAAUAAAUGUACACACAUUUCAACCCUUAUGAAAGGAGAGGGUACUCUAAUAGCUCUUGAAAGAAACAAAUCAAAAUUAGAUAAACUCCAAUCAAACUGUGAUAAAUUCUCAAGUGGUAAUGUAAAAAUCUUUUGUUAUGAUUCUACAAAAGCUUGUAACAAAGAUGUAAAUCAUUCAAAUAUUAACGAUGGGCCACCGUUUAAAGAAAAUAGUUUUGAUCGUAUAUUAUUAGACAGUCCAUGCAGUGCGUUAGGACAAAGACCACAACUACUUAAUAAAAUUACUGCUGUGCAGCUUCGCUCAUAUGUAUCUAUGCAAAAAUCAUUAUUUUCAGCAGCUGUUCAACUUUUAAAAUCAAAUGGAAUCUUAGUAUAUAGUACUUGUACUAUAACAAUAGCUGAGAAUGAAGGUAUUGUCUCGUGGGCUUUACAAAAAUAUCCGUAUUUAAAAUUAAAAUCUAUCAAAGAUCAAUUAGAUAUGAAAACAUUUACACACACAGGAUAUUGUAUUGACGGAUUAACAGAAAAUGAAUCAGAAUACCUACUUAGGAUAGGACCUGAACAAGAUUCUAUUGGUUUUUUUGUAGCAUGUUUUACUAAAUAAAUUAUAA
Molecule: messenger RNA, 1266 nt
Organism: Polistes dominula (European paper wasp)
Lineage: Eukaryota; Metazoa; Arthropoda; Insecta; Hymenoptera; Vespidae
Product: tRNA (cytosine(72)-C(5))-methyltransferase NSUN6
Biological process (GO): RNA methylation
Molecular function (GO): RNA binding; RNA methyltransferase activity
Source: RefSeq, a predicted model, not a curated record